This is a messenger RNA of Pygocentrus nattereri (red-bellied piranha), 3678 nucleotides long. RefSeq names its product phospholipase C, delta 3a (gene plcd3a). Lineage: Eukaryota; Metazoa; Chordata; Actinopteri; Characiformes; Serrasalmidae. The record is from RefSeq and is a predicted model, not a curated record. Gene Ontology annotation, biological process: intracellular signal transduction; lipid metabolic process. Gene Ontology annotation, molecular function: calcium ion binding; phosphatidylinositol-4,5-bisphosphate phospholipase C activity. The coding region runs from base 316 to 2577 and encodes 753 amino acids. The transcript has 16 exons.
GAUAUUGUUUGGUUCACUGCCAGGGACACGUGCGGGCAGCGUGAGGAGCUCUUAAAACUUCAGCACAGCUGUUAAUGCUUCAUUCGGGUUGGUUGGAGUAGAUGCUGCUAUACUAAUUGGAGCUGGAAAAGUGAGCUGUUUUGUGCACACUGAAUCCGGCAUGUGCUGUGGAAGCCCACAUGCAGUGGGUAACAGUAUCCGGUAUUGGACAGCAGUUUCAUUGACGAGGGGGAAGUGGAGCCCUUUCAAGGCAAACGCAUUUAUAAUUGUUCAAGUAUACAGACAGACGUGCUGGACAAUGAGGACGUGCGUGUGAUGCUGCAGGGCUCCAGCAUAGUGAAGGUUCGCUCUCAGCGCUGGCAGAAAAAACGCAGCUUCAGACUGCUGGAGGACUGUGUGACUGUGUGGUGCGAGUCCAGCAAGACCUCCCGCAAAGCCCAGAGACGCCAGAGCUUCUGUGUGACAGAGGUGGAGUGUGUAAGGGAAGGCUGUCAGUCGGAGUGUUUGCGGCGGGUGGCCGACUCAGUUCCCGAGGCUCACUGUUUCACUCUGGUGUUCCGCGGAGGGAGGAAGAGUCUGGACUUGUGCUGCUUGUCUCAGGAGGAGGCGGAAUGCUGGGUCCGUGGCAUCCGCACACUCAAAGAUCGUGUGUCCAACAUGAGCCAGAAAGAAAAACUUGACCAUUGGAUCAGAAGUUAUCUGAGACGUGCAGACCUGAACCAGGACGGGAAAAUGAGUUACGACGAGAUCAAACGGCUGCUCCAGAUGAUCAACAUAGACUUGAAUGAACAGUACGCCCGGACGCUGUUUAAGAAGUGUGACCGGUCAUGUGACGGGCGUCUGGACCAUGUGGAGAUUGAGGAGUUUUGUCGGGAGCUGCUGCGGAGGCCGGAGCUGGACGCUGUGUUUCGGCAUUACUCCAGUAACGGCUGUGUUCUCUCCACCUUGGAGCUGAGGGACUUCCUGGGCGAUCAGGGCGAGGACGCUUCACUGAGCCACGCCCAGAAACUCAUCCUCACCUACGAGUUCAACGACUGGGCCCAGAAAAACCUAUUCAUGACUCAGAACGGCUUCACCAUGUACAUGCUGUCCCGGGAGAACGACCUAUUUAAUCCAGAUCACACACGUGUACAUCAGGACAUGAGCCAGCCGCUUGCCCACUACUACAUCUCCUCAUCACACAACACCUACCUCACUAAAGACCAGGUCACCAGCGACAGCAGCACCGAGCCCUACAUCAGGGCUCUCAAUCAGGGGUGCCGCUGUGUGGAGCUGGAUUGCUGGGACGGAGAUAAAGGAGAGCCCGUGAUCUAUCAUGGACACACGCUCACUUCUAAAAUCCCAUUCAAGGAAGUCAUCGAAACCAUCGCUCAGUACGCCUUCAAGGCAUCUCCAUACCCUCUGAUCCUGUCUCUGGAGAAUCACUGCUGUGUGGAGCAGCAGGCGGUCAUGGCGCAGCACCUUCGCUCCAUCUUGGGCUCGGCCCUCCUCACCAAACCACUCAGUGACCAGUCGCUCAAUCAGCUGCCCUCACCUGAGGAGUUGAAGGGGCGAAUCCUGGUGAAGGGGAAGAAGCUGGGCGCUGGUCAGCUGGGAAAGACAAACAGCUCUGCCAGCUUCUCCUCCAGCUCAGACGAGGAGACAGGGGGCAGCAUCAAGAGCCCAAACAAGAAGGAUCCUGGGAAACCACCUAUCUCUUCUAAACUAAGUCCUGAGCUGUCAGAUCUGGUGGUGUACUGUAGCAGCGUGCCAUUUGGAGGAUUCGAGGCAGCCAAUCAGAAACCACCAAGUGAGAUGUCCUCUUUCUCUGAGAAUGAAGCCCUCAAACACAUCAAAGACUCAGGAAAGCUCUUUGUGAGACACAACAGUAGGCAGCUGAGCCGGAUUUACCCAUCAGGCCAGAGGCUGCAAUCCUCCAACUAUGACCCGCAGGACAUGUGGAACGGAGGCUGUCAGAUGGUGGCUCUGAACUUCCAGACUCCGGGAGAGCAGAUGGAUCUGAACCGCGGCCGUUUCCUGCCCAAUGGUGGCUGUGGAUAUGUGCUGAAACCAGACUUCCUGUGUCAUCCAAAGUCCAACUUCAACCCCGAAAACACAGGCGGAGGACCCGGACACAUACCCACCCAGCUCACCAUACGGGUGAUUUCUGCCCAGCAGUUACCCAAGAUCAACACAGACAAGCCCAACUCCAUCGUGGACCCACUGGUUUGGGUAGAGAUCCAUGGAGUGGCUAUCGACAAAGCCCGCUCCAAAACCCAGCGCAUCAACAACAACGGUUUUAACCCACGAUGGGACUGCACACUGAGCUUCCAGCUGCAGGUUCCAGAGCUGGCGCUGGUGCGCUUUGUGGUGGAGGAUCAUGACCACACGAGCAAAAACGACUUUGUCGGACAGUUCACCAUACCCUUCACCAGCUUGCGCAUAGGUUACAGGCACGUGCACCUGCUGAAAGCAGACGGCUCCAGCCUCUCUCCAGCCACUCUCUUCAUCCAUGUGAAAGUGACGCGGAGAGGAGUCCCCAUCAAAACAGUCUCAAGCCGCAUUGGUAUAUCUGACCGCUUCAGGCCUGAGCCAUAGGGACCUUGGUUUCUGAGAAGACUCUACCUGGUGUAGUGCCUCUGGAUAGGGCUGCAGAGGAGCAAGAACAGCCUGGCUAUACUAACGCCCCCUCAAGAUGGCACUCAUGAAACACAUACUGCCCAGAGAAGUGCCAACAGUCCAUGCCUGUAGGCCUGUAGCUCAGUACAAACAUGGCAUCUCUGUUGCAAAGCCGGUGUUGCCUGCCAUGCUUUAGAAUAGAGCUGAGAGAACUAGAACUGCUUCUAUAGAAGCAAAAUGUGUUAUGUGCUUAGUGUUGUUUUCUAAAUGGACAUAGAGGCAGCAACACUAGACUGCUAAUAUGUUAAUAAACGCUUUUUAGAUAGUCAAAUGUUUAUUUUAUUGAUAAAUUAAUUGUAUUUACAAUCCAAAUACAUUUUAUUGUAACUGACAUUCAGAUAGUCAUUAAGUGCUGUAAUAUUUGUAUUAUUUUAUUAUUGUGCCAUUGUGAGCAGCUUGUUGUGUUCAGGCUAUGUGUCUCUGAAGUUUUGCAGAAGCAGAUGUUGGCAGGAUUAAAGACGGAUGUAGCAUGUGAAAAAGAAGCUUUUGACAUGUAUUGAAAGUAAGUGAAUUCAGGAAUGUUGACGUGACUGUCGUGUAAGAGUGGAAUUCCAUACAGAAUUAUUGUAUUGUAUGAAACAGGUGAUAUCAGUGGUUCAGCACUGUAUAAUGGACAGCAGUGAGAGUUAUUGUACACUUUCUUUUUUUACGUCUGUAACUUCAAAUGUGGUAUGAAUAUGUACGUAGACUAUGAAUUGAAGCUAUUUUAAUUAGAAGAUAAUAUAGCUCUGCUUUUGGUAUUAUGAAUAUUUUCUGAUACUCUGACAAUCAGUAUUUGCUGAACAUCUUCUGCUUACAAAUAUUGCUCAGACAACAAGCGCUAGUGCUGCCUGGUGUAAGUUAGUUUCAUUUUAAAUCAAGUAAGGCACCGUUAAGCUGUCUUAAGCCGAAUUAUACCCUAGCUUCAUCAUCUGUACAAGAGUACUCACUGUACACUUACACAAAAUAACUCAGUUACUGCUGAGAAUCUGAAUUAGGAAAAGUACAAGUUGAUUAAAAGCACAUCUGUGUUAGAUUUGA